Molecule: messenger RNA, 3930 nt
Organism: Monosiga brevicollis MX1
Lineage: Eukaryota; Choanoflagellata; Craspedida; Salpingoecidae
Exons: 39
Coding region: 1-3930 (1309 amino acids)
Cellular component (GO): intracellular anatomical structure
Molecular function (GO): RNA binding; ATP binding
Source: RefSeq, a predicted model, not a curated record
AUGGGGCGACGAAAGCAGGGACGGCACAUCCAGAACAGCGGUAAUGCUGGGAACAGCAAGAAAGCGUCCAAGGAUGAGGUGAAACAGCUCCAGGCGACACUGAAGAAGCAAGCCGAUGAGCGCCGCGAGGCAGUUGAGGCUGCCAAAGCCGAAAAAGCAGACGAGGACGUCAACCAGAUGCUUACGCUGCUGCCCAUGUUGCUGCAGCCAGCCGCUCUGCCGUCGGACUGUGACUUGACCAAAUGGACAGGCAAAACGCCAUCACAGUUGCUGUACGACCACUGCCGCAAGAAAAAAUGGCUCAAACCUGGAUUUUCGAUCAAGAGCGCAAAGGGUGGUAGUGUUGUCACCGUCUUUUUGAAUCGCGAAGAUGAAAAAACCAAGGAGCGCAAGACCAUCGUUUGCAAAGAUCCUCGAAUUUACGUCGACAGUACCGAGGCCAAGAAUUUUGGUGCCGUAUACGCUUUGCAUCGCGUUGCUUAUGAUCUGCAAAUCAAUCUUGUGCUGCCACCGGGCUAUCGCGAUUACUGGAAACAACUCGAGGCUGAGCGAAAAGAGCAUCCAACCCGAGGCAAGACAUCCUGCCCGACAGAUCCCUUCACGGUUCAAGAAGAUCAUGAGCGUGAGCGUCAAGCGCGGGAUGCUGAGCGUAAACGCCGACAGCGUGCCAAAGAACUCAACCCCAAGUACCAGCACGAAACCGUGAUUAUGGAGGACGCUCAUCGCCAAGACGCUGAGGAGGCCAUCAAGUCUUGCAUGGUUUACGCCUCCACCUUUGGCAUAGGGGGCACCCGAACCAGUGGCAAAGAUCAAACCAUUUUGCCGAGCUUGUGUCGCAAAGGCUUUUUAAAAGCACAUGUCAAGGAGGCCAUGCAGUAUACUCACACCGAGAAAGAGGCGCAGUCGUGGUUGCUCUUGCACUUGCCGGAGCGCGAUCUUCCAAAGCAAUUUCAACACGUUCACUCUGGUGUAUCCGUCGGCAGCUCCACACAGGCUGAGCUUAGCCGAAUUUACAAGGCUGACAAGCUGGCCGAGUAUGGGUUUGCCCAUCAUGUCAUUGUGCAGGAACUCGAGCGCAACGGUGACAAUGUGUUUGCAGCGCUCGUCACGUUGGUCAUGGACCUGCUCGAUCAGAAGGAUGCCAGCUCAUAUUUAACGCCGGCCGAGGAUGAAGCAAGACACCGUGAUUGCUUGGAAAUUCGCAAAAGCGAGCGCGAGGUGCUCUCAAGCGUAAAUCCUGAUGCUUUUCAAAGCAACGUGGAGGAAGGCUGCUGCUGGUUGCAGAUUGCGGUCGACAUUGAGGGUCUGGCCGAGCCCAUUACCAUGGUGGUGCUUUAUGAUCAGCGCAGUGCCUAUCCUCAUUCACCGCCGUUGGUACUGGCCAUCUUUGAGCUGCAAAUGGAAAUUCAAGAUGCGCUUCCAAAAUUGUUGGCCAAUCCACCGCCUUUGGCUUCACUGCACCUGCAGAAAGAUAAGGAUGCAGCGGCCGGCCCUGUAUCAGUCCGUUUGGGACAAAAACUAGGUGAAGAAGACUUGCUCGCUGCCUCCGCAGCAGACCGUCAAGGAAAAAAAGGGCGUAGCAAAGGCAGCGCUAUGCCUGCUCUCCGCGACAACACCGGGGUCAACGCCAAGCUGCAGGCCUCAGAGACGGCACUCGUCGCUAAAAAUGCCUACCAAAAGAUGUUGGGCAAGCGUCAGAAAUUACCCAGCUACAAGGAGCGUGCCGAAAUCCUGCGCUUGACCGUCAUUAUUGCUGGAGAGACGGGUUGUGGCAAGACAACUCAAGUUCCUCAGUUUAUCUUGGAGGAUCUACUCGCCAGUGGCAAUGGGAGCGCGUGCCACAUUUAUUGCACUCAGCCACGUCGGUUGUCAGCCAUCGCCAUCGCGCAGCGUGUGUCCGACGAGCGCACCGAGUCUGUCGGCAGCACCGUGGGGUACUCUGUGCGGCUCGAGCGCAAAGCGUCUGCAGCCACUCGCCUGACAUUUUGCACCACAGGCAUCCUCUUGCGGCAGCUUCAGAGUGAUAAGAGCCUGGCUCACAUUUCGCACGUAGUGGUGGAUGAGGUGCACGAGCGAAGCUUGGACAGCGACGUGCUCCUGGCUCUUCUGAAGGACGUCCUACGCUCACGUCGCGACCUCAAGGUGAUUCUCAUGUCGGCCACGCUUGAUGCUGACAAAUUUUCACGCUACUUUGGAGGUGCACCAGUGUUGAACAUCCCAGGAUUUACGCAUCCCGUCAGUGAGCUCUAUUUGGAGGAUUUGAUUGAGCUGACGGGCUAUCAGCCCAAUCUGAGCUCGCUCAAAAAAGUGCCAGCAGAUGACCCAACACUCAAGGCGACGUUGGAAGAGCGAGCACAAUAUCGCCGCAGUACCAUCAGUGCAGAUCCGUAUCAGUCUCUGGACAAUUGGGAGUCAAUCGAUGAAGAAUCAAAGACCUCAGCUCACCUGGUAGAUGACGAGCGCUUUCAAGUGUACCAGCAGUUAUCCAUCAGCGACGAGAUCUCUUAUCGCAUGGUCGCUGCUGUGGUGGAUCACAUUUGUGCCAGUGACAGUGAUGAUGGCGCCAUCCUAGUAUUCAUGCCAGGCAUGUAUGAGAUUAGGCGUACCAUGCGUGCCCUCAGCGAAUGCAGCGCAUCAGCAUCGCUCCAUGUGUUGCCCUUACACAGCUCGCUUACGCCGCAAGAGCAAAACCGCAUUUUUCAGCGCGCGCCCAAGGGGUCACGCAAGGUUGUUGUCUCGACGAACGUGGCUGAAACAUCCAUCACCAUCGAUGACGUUACCCACGUGAUUGACGCCGGCAAACUCAAGGAGAAUCAGUUUCUGGGCACCUUUCUGGAUGCACCUCAAGGACAAAGCGUCGAAGCUUCGCUUGAUGCACUGCGGGACAUUAGCGCGUUAUCUGCCAACGGCAAGCUCACAGCGCUGGGUGCGCAUCUGGCUCAGCUACCCAUUGAUGUGCGGUUGGGCAAAAUGCUCAUUUUUGGGGCCAUGCUCCGUUGCGUCGAUCCCGUGCUGACCGUCGCUGCGGCAAUGGGGUACAAGAGCUUCUUCGUGGCACCCAUGGCUGAGCGCGAUGCUGCACGAGCUGCUCACCAAAAGUUUUACAAAGAGCGCAGUGACCAUCUCAUGUUUGCCGAAGCUUUCAAUGAAUACCAAAAGAUGGCUCAAGUGGGACGGGGCGCGGCGCAUGCCUUUUGCGAGACAAACUUUCUGUCCCGCAACGUGUUGAGCGAGGUCAAGGAUCUUCGACUUCAGGCUCGUCCAUCAUGCCUGAUGCUGCGAGUGCAUCUGUAUUCUGGACCGCAGUACUACGGUGUUUUGCAAGAAAUGGGCUUUGUUCCUGCACUGGAACGCAAUCAUCGUGGGCCACUUGGCGGCGAUCAACUCAAUGCCAACGCCGAGCAGUAUAAUGUGGUCAAGGCCGUCUUGGCUGCCGGCCUGUACCCCAACGUGAUCCGCAUUGUGUUGCCUCAAGCAACCUUUACUAAGGUGGAGGGUGGCGCAGUUCAAAAUGCCCACAACUCAAAGGACAUUCGCUUCUUUCCCAAAGAACCCGGGCGUGUAUUUCUUCAUCCCAGCUCGGCGCUCUUUUUGGAGAAUAGCUAUGAUCACGAGUAUGCGGUAUACUUUGAUAAGGGUAGCUCGCACGCUGGCAAGACAUUUGUGCGGGAGGUAACCGUCAUCAGCCCUUAUGCUCUGAUGCUCUUUGGGGGUAAGCUCGCGUCGCACGCCGAGAGCAACAUGAUCACGGUCGAUGAUUGGAUCAAAUUCAAGAGCAGCCCACGUGUGGCGGUGCUGAUUGACAACUUGCGUGAUGGGCUCGACCAGCUCUUGCGAGUCAAGCUGCAGAAUCCCGGCGAGCCCAUCGAUGAUCACGCCCUGCUUCGCUGCAUCGAUCGCCUGCUCCAGACCGACGGGCGCCGGUUCUGA